GGAGGGGGAAGCGAAGGAAACGGUGCUGCUCCGCACAGGAAGGGCGUCUUGCCCGCGUUGGUUUGGGGAGAAAAGCCGUUGAAAGAAGAGUGGCGUGUUGGUGGGGUUUCUUCCGUGUUUCUUCGUGGGGUAAGUCGCUUGCUGAUAGUGCUCGCAGUGCUCGCCCUGCGGGCAUCAGGAAGGAUCAGGUCCCCGGGGCAGGUUUUCCCCAGGAUGCGAUCGAUGUAGCAGCCCGGCUCCCCGGGCAGGAGCAGCGGCCGGCGGUGCUGGGGCUGCCUGCAGCAGGGCAGGGCUGUGGAACAGAGACCCCACGGCCACCUCUGCCUGGUUGUACCUACAGAAGUGGGACCUCAUGCCGUGGUGGUCUCUGGAGUGAUCAGUAGGUGCAAGAUGCAGCACUGCACUUCGUGUGACAUGGCUUGUGAGUGGUUAGAAAACUUUUCUGCCUUUCCUCUGAGGUUCCACAUCCCUCUCCUAUGGGCACGGAGAGAUGGAGCAAUGUUCUGUCUGAGUUGCUGUUCCUGCAUACAGCUAUUUCUUUUGAAGAUGGUCGGUUGGUAUUUGCAGCUCUAUGGGAGCAGGUCAGGACUGGGGUACUAGAAGUCCUGGGUGGUAGAACUGAUUCAAAGAGCCAUAGCUUUUGUAGCUUCUACAUCUUCAGCUUGCAGUGAUGGGAGCAACCUGCCAUAGGACGGAGGGUAAUGACUUGAAGUUGCACCAGGCGUGGUUCAGUUUGGAUAUUAUGAAAUUUUCUUCUCAGAGGGUGGUGAGGUGCAGGCACAGACUGCCCAGAGUCACCAUCCAUCACAAAAAACAGAGAGAUGCAGCACUGAGGGACACGGUUAGUGAGUGCAGUGGGAGUGGGUCAGUAGUUGAGUUAAAUGGUCUUCCGAGAUCUUUUUCAACCUUGAUGAUUCUGUAAUGCUAUGGAGCAGUUCUCUUAGGAGCUGCCGUGUUAAAAUCUUCAGAAAAGUAGGCUGUGUUGCUAUUGGAGCCUGUUACAUGGCCAAAGAUGAGCACCAGCGUUGUCUUUAAGAGAGUAUUUCUGUUAACAUGGUUUUACUGAGUGUAUAGGCCCUAAACCAUACCCAGUGCAUCUCCUUUGGGUACAGCUCUUUGGUGUGAACUGCCAAGCAAGGACUGGGCAGGGAGUGAUGGGACAGGAUUACAAAAGCAUUGCUGCUUUUGUGAGGCUUUGAGUUUGCUUUGGUGGAGAUAAUAAUGUUCUUUUACAGCUCUGACUGAAGUUACUCAGUUUACCUUCAUAGACAUCUAGUUUAAAAAUCUAGUGCUCCCAGUUCUCCUUAAUACAUUUGAAAGGGGUUUUUUUGGUCCUUGGGGAAAAGCAGAGAAUGAAAAUCAGGCAUGGAAACUGGAAAGCCUUGUUUUCAGCACAAUGGAUGCUUCAUACUGCUCCCAUGUGAGAAAAAUAUGUUAAGUGUGAUUGCCACAGUAGUAGUAAGAGGUCAGAGAGCCAAUGUCAGUAGUAAUGAAGCUCUGAGGACUCAGCUCCCUGUUGUGUUUGCUGCAUGACUGGGGUGUGCACAUACCAGCAUUUGGUGUUUGCACCAGCAGUGUGCACAAGGGAAGCUGGGUACCUGUGUCUGCCCAGGGAGGCGUCCUUGCUUUUGUAGAGCUACCAACAGCAGCCCCUCCCUGCCUAACUGUCUUCCUCUUUUUGUUGCUUGGAGCAUUACAAUAUAUGAACUAAAAACUGUUUUUUCCCCUUCCGUACAAGUCAGACUGAAGAAGUCUGGUCAGAACCAGAGGAGUUUGCUCUUCCUGAGCGAUUGCUUCAGGCCAAGUGACAGACAGUAACUCUGAACUCUGUCACGUUCUCAUUUCAUGCUGUGUUGGUUCUCUCCAUGACAGUAAGGGCUCCUGUGUGCCUCUGCAGUCUCUGAGGUAUGUCUGUGCUUGCAACCCUCCUUACGUGGCAGUGAGUAACAGAGAGAGGAAAUCUGACCCAUGGAAACUGAUGUUCAGCAUGCUGAUCUAACUCCUUUCUGAGUUUGUUUUUUAUGCAAAAACUGUGGUUUUCAUGAGGACACUUUUAGUCAGGCUUCUGCAAUAGGCUGCUGGUUGAAUGUUGGUUCAGUAUCUUGGGGCUUGCCUGCAAAGAAGUUCAUAUUGUGGCGUACUUUUUUCCCCCAAUAGUUAAGUCAGUUCCCUGAGUACAGAGAGAAUAUCAGCAAAAAGGGUGGUUUAAUUUUCAAGCUUUAUUGCUCCUUCCUUCCACAACUGCAUCCUUCCUUAAAGAAGAUUUCUCAUGUCAGAAUUCAAGCUAAAUUCAUCCCCUGUCAACAAGGUGAACAUUCAGAAAAGUAUUGCUCUGAGAAGCAUUGAUAAAGUCUGUGAACUACAUAAGCAGUAAGAUAAGUCAUCCUGCUGUCCCGUGCUGUUCUGUCCUGCGUUCCUUGUUCCAUAGAAUUGCAAUUGCAAUCCAUAGCAAUAGUGCAAUGGAGAAAAGAGCUGUGGGGGAAAAAAAAAAAAAAAAAAAAAGCUUAGAUCCCCUUUAAAGUAGGCUGUUGGGUGGGCCAGCUUCUUCUCUCCCAAGUGCUUUUAUAAUCCACUUAUGCUGAGAAAAAGCAGCUUUGCUGCCAGAGCAUGUACUUUCCAUCCUGACACAUAAUUGCUGGGUGGGGGAGAGAGGUAGAGGCUGGCUGUGCAGCUGGAGGCAGGGAGGGAGCUUGGCCAGGAGUGCCAUCUGCCCAGCCAUGAAAUCCAGGUUUAGCAAGGAUGCUCAGCUGUGUAAGCAAAGCCUUCUGCCCAUUCACCCCUCAGUGUGAGGAAGAAGAAAGGAGGCAGGUAGCCAAAGAUCUGAGUAGGCUGAGGGAAGGAGAGCCAGCCCAGCAGUGCAGUUACGGCAGGGUUCUUUUUUUAGCUUGUUUUGGUUUCCACACGUGUGGGUCAUGCAAGGCUGGCUGAGCUAGUCUUGAAUGUGAGAGCCUUGGAGCUGGGCUCUCUGGCCCGUUAGCAUCGUUUUCCUGCUCUUCUUCCUGUCCAGCAGCACUGCGCUCCUCAGCUUUUUCUGUCCCAGCAGAAUUCCUUGCUGUACCCAACUGGCUUUGAGCCACCACUGGACCAGGCUUUGUGGGCCCCAAGGGCUAACAGCCACUGUAAUAUUACAGUGUGGAUCCAGCUCUUCUGGGGUUGGAUUGCCUGGCUCAGAAGCCUCAGUAGUGUUGUGGUGGAGAGGCACAGGAAGUCAGGGCUGAGCCUGUUUGUCCAAUUUGACCUAAGAGUUCAAAGAUGGAAAUGGAGAAGUGAGACUGUAGAUGAUCUGCUCAGACCAGGUACGUGGGAGGAGGGAGAGCUGAUCAACCCUGACCCAAGAGCUGCCAACAUGAAGCAAUUUGGGACAGCAAGGGUGCAUCAGCUCAACACUAACCCCCCAAGGACCCAACUCCAAAGCUCAGUCUGCAGGCAAGCUGCUGCUUUCGUCAGGUUUGGAUCAGAGUUUGAUGUGGCUGUGAUGGCAGCUGGGCAGGAGGGAGGUGCUGCCUGUUCCCUUGCUGUCUGCACACAGCUGGGUGACCUCAGCUUGUUGUACCAAUCGACCACUUCUGCUCAAGGACUUUGCUUUGUUUCCUGUUGCAUCUAAAAUUUCAUAGAUUCUCUCUCCUCCCAAAAUGUGGUAGUUUAUCUUGUGGUUCUGCUCUGUGUAUCUUCCUGCACGCCCUCAGACUGUUUCCUGCACCUUCUCCUUCAUUUUCUGUUUCUCACAUUAGCUCUCUGAGCCCAGCUCCCCUAGCAAGUAUUUCUACCUCACAGGCUGCUUAAAGGAGCUGGAUGACUUUUCUGAUACAAACCAAUCCCAGACAGAGCUGUCCCAGCCCUUACACUUAACGCAGCUGCUAAUUCAACCCUAAUCCAUUUUAAAGGAGAGAGCUGGUCGGUGAGGAUGGAGCUGGAGGAGGGAGGUUCUCGUCUGCCCAUGUGUCUGCAAGCUGACAGACCCACAGUGCCAUUCUCGUCCCUUCUCAUGGGAGGAAUUUUAACUCUUUUCUGAUCGCUUCAAAGCUGAUUAAUUCAGAUCUCGAGUUUCUCUAAUCAUUUUACUGGACUUCCUGGCUGUGCUUCAGCAGUGAAUGACUGAACAGUGUUCUCUGCAUUGUGGUGAUCAUAGUAAUGUGAGGUUUAACGAGCACCUGCAAAAUCGUGUAGCAGUGAAGGAACUGCCAUGCCAAUGGGAAUCUUCCGAGUGUGCCUAGUGGUGAUUACAGCUAUUGUCAACCACCCACUCCUCUUCCCUAAAGAGAAUGGCACUGUCCUUGAGAAUACAGAAGAAAUCAUCCAGAAGAUGAAGGAGCGGGAGGAGAUCCUUCGGCUAGAGAAGCUGCGCUUAGAACAGGAAAUUGAAAGUCAGGAAGCUGCACAGAAGGUUCUGGAAAAAGCAGCAAAAGUAGUGGAAGAUGUCAAAGAGGAUAAGGUCCAAUGGGAUAUGUGGACUGCUCUUUCCAUGGUUAUCUUCCUAUUGAUCGAGCUCUGGAGGCAGGAUUUCCAGGAGGGGAAUUGGCAGGACACAGGGGCAGAUGAGGAUGACAUAGCUGUCCUGGGGAAAGCAUUUAAAGGGGUGGCAUUCCCUGAUAAGGCCAUCUUAGCCAGCUUCUAUGAGAAGCGCAUCCUGGGUACCACUGGAGACAUGGCCAGGAUGCGGGAGAUGGUGGAAGGCUUUGCAGAUGACCUGUUGGAGGCCUUGAGGAGUGUUUGUAACCGGGAUGCUGACAUGGAAGUGGAGGACUGCAUGGGUGUGGGGAGCAUGUAUGAGAAUUGGAGAGUACGUAAACCUUUUGUCUGCGAUCUGAUAGUGCCUUUUGCACCCCCAGAGCCGUAUUGUUUCCGGUCCCAGAUAUGGUGCUCUGGUGACUCUUUUCCCCCAGAUGAACAAGGUUACGGCACUAUCAAGGUAUGCAGGGCAGAUGAGGAUGAGACAGGUUGCAUCUGUGACAAGACUAAACUAGGAGAAGAUAUGCUGUGCCUCCUCCAUAGCCAAGGCAACACUACCAGACUCAGCAGUGAAAUGGAAGACCUCCUGUGCUUCAAAAAUACACAAUAUCUCGAUGCUGACCAAGUCAUGAAGUGGUUCCAGAUUGCAGUCACCAAGGCCUGGAACAAAAUUUCCCACAAGUAUGAAUUUGACCUGUCUUUUAGCCUCUUGGACUCCCCAGGAGCCCUGAAGAUAAAAUUUAGAUCAGGGAAAUCAAUUGCCUUCAACCUCACCCCUGUGGUGCAGUACGAGAACUCUGAUGUUUACUUCAUCUCUCAUUUCCCUCGGAACUGCCUGGCAGCAGACGUCCCCUCCAGCACUCACUGGUUUCUUACCUUUGCAGUGUAUGAGAGGAGGUUCAUCCAGAUGGUCUCCAAAAUGCUGCCUGCCAAUGCCUGCCAUGUCAGCUGCCUUCAGAUCCUCACCUUCCUCCAUGGGAAGCAGUGCAGCCUCACAGGUCCAAGUGGGCUCACCAACUACCACCUGAAGACAGUGUUGCUGCAUCUGCUGCAGACGCGUCCAAGUCAGGACUGGGCCCCAGAGAAGUUGGAGGCCCGUCUGCAGGACAUGCUGAAAUUCUUGGAGAAAUGUUUGCAUGAAAAGAAACUCUACCACUUCUUCAUUGGCAAUGGGAAGGUACCAGCAGAGCUGGGCUUCCCCAUCAUAUUCCAGAGGGCUGAGCCUCUCAACCUUUUCCGUCCCUUUGUUUUACACAGGGCUGUUUACAAAAAGACAGUUGACACAUUCCAUGAGAUGCUCAGGAACACAUCUGCACUGAUAAAUGAGUACAUGGUGCACAUUCCCCAUGUACACACCAAUGGGAUCCAAAAGGAAUCUGUUUAACCAAAGCCAGCAGGAAAACACUCAUUCCUCUAAGCACAAAUCCAGAGUGCAGCUUUCCAAAGCCUUACGGAGACAACUGACUUUGCCAGCGCAGCUUGUUGUCUGCAGCUGAAGCAUGUCUGUGUCAUGGUUUCUGCAGUAAGGAAGAAGGGAUGGGGGGAGAAUAGAGAGAAACUUGGAAGAGAUGGUGUAAAAGUAAGUUUCUGCUCCACAGUUGGGCUGGCAGGGUUUUAUGCAGCUAAGAAUAUAUUUUUCUGUUGUGCCUCAGUCAUGCUACAGCGGUGAUGACCAAUGAACAUGACUAAUUUAUUCUGGUGCCUUCAAAAUGGUGGCGGUCUGCUUGCAGACAGGACAGCAGGAGCUCUGAGACCUAUGGGAGGUGCAACAUGAGCUUCAGCUGGGAAGGAGAGUCACUGAGAUCACGCACAAUUCCAGACUGGAUGGAGAUCUUUAAAUCCAACACAGCUCUUUAAUUGAAAGGGAACGGUGGGUUUAAAAAGUGCAUUUUGAUAGGACUUACAGCACUAAUUUCAACAGUCCUGUCCAUCAAAACCACUCCUGUGCUCCAAACACUUUUUUUCCCUGGGAAGAGUAUAACAGAGCAGUCAGCAAGAUCAGUGUCUUGAGACCAUUUCAUUUGUGUUUUCCAUUUUCUUCAUAGUAGCACAAUGAGUGGAUUUUAUUCUUGGCCAUUUUCCACGGAUGAAUGGCCAGGAGCCUUAUUUAGGUCAUAUAAGAAAGAAAUGCUGUUAUUGGGUUCUGGCUUUUUGGUUUAUUUGUUUGCUUUCCUUAUCUCCAGGCAGCAAGUCUGAAAACUAGCAAAGAGAGAAAUGACUGCUGCAGGGUUUGCUUUUAUUAAAGAGGAAACUCCUCAAAAUUAUUCUGUAAUAAGCCCACUCUUAGGAGCCUGAUACCAGGAGGGAACUCAAUAUCCAGAUGAGAGAGCAUAGCCUUCUCAGCAUGGUUUUAGUGAGGCCAUGACAGCAAGAUGGCUCUGAAUUAGGAGGAGAGUUGCAGGAGAUGCACACACAGCAGAGCAUGGCAUUGCUAUCUCUGCAGCUGACAUGGUGUGUCAUUCCUUUCUGCUGCCAGGUACCUGAGUAGAAGCUACCUGUUUGACUCAUUAUCAGGUCUCCUCAAUGCAUCUCAAGGCUGCUGCUUUGCAGAUGUUUACUCUUGGGAACCACAGGUAGCAAACUAUAAGUGUCCUCUCUUCCUUUUUCCUUUUACAAACCAUUUCUCCACAUCCUCCUUGUCUGCUUAUGUCUGUCCCCCCACCACUGAGGGACAUUUUCUACACCAAAGCAAAGCAAACUGCAACACCCAUUUCCACAGCUGGUUCACAAGAAAGCACUGGUGGGGACAGGGAGUUCUUGGCUCAAACUACAGUUUUCCUUGGCUUUUGUCAUCACAGCUAUGGGAUACUCAAGUCAUAUUUUUGAGUAGAUAAAGGAGUAGGAAGCAAAAGGGGAGAGAAGAGGCUGGUUGCUACUGCCAGUAGGAAAGUUUCAGAUCGCCAGUGCCUGGGGGACUGCCAGGGCUGGCAGUGCAACAGGACAGGACUAAUUGCUAAGACUGAGUGCUGUAGGGCACUGGCUUUCAUCAGUUAAGUAUGUCUUCACUAGUGGAAAACAGAGUAGGAGCAAUUACAGGGGACGGGACAAACAGGUAGUGACAGGCAGAGGUGUGUGGCCGGGGGAGAGGGUGGGUGGGUGAAUACUGGAGCCUUGAGGCUCCUUUUAGAAGCCACAGAAGUUGUUUGCAAACCCAAGCAAUCUGCUGCUUCUGUCUGCUAUGUUAACUGUGCAGUACCAGUAGUAGAUCCAGCUUUGCCUGGGAUGUCUGCAGGGAGGUCGUGCUCAAGUAGUUGUGGUCUGAGUUGCUUCUAAAAUUGUCCCUAACUGAGUGAGAGAGAAAUGAGUAUUUCUAUGUCAUUUCCUGUCAGGCAUCUAAAUUUAGCCUAUCCAAAGAACAGAAACAAAUUUGCGACCUUGGUCUCUGAGGAAAUGACACACAAGGUUGAAAAAUAGAUUUUAUGUAAGGUUGAGCAGGGGAAGGUUGAGUAGAAAAUUCUAUUUUACAGGAUAAUCAAAUUUCUCUCUUAAAAUGGAGGAACAAAGCUGUGUAACACCAGCUGUACAGGCAUGCAAACAGGCCAAAUCUGGCCCUUACACACCUCAGAGCAUUGCUGCUUAGACUCGCUUAAACUGAUAAGUGCACUGAAUCUUUCGUCCUUCAUUUUCUGCAUGUGUGUGCAUGUUUGCUUCUAAACUCAAACUCACCCUGAAGUGUUCCCAUGGGGUUUGCUUGAGCCCAGGCUGGAGAUGAACAGAGGUAUUUAUUGAUUUGACUCCCCUGGAAGCAAAUCGCUGGGCACAAUUUGCCUAUGCAUAUGCAAUAUGCUCAUUUUGCCCUGAGCAUCUUUUACAAGAUUUGGUCUGUGCAUUCAGUCAAGGAAAUAAGCUAUGCUACAGUAAGCCUCAGGGCAGAGGUCUUCACCAGCCAUAUAUCUAUACUAGAUAUAUCAGCCAUAUAUAUAUACUAGAGUUAGAUACUUGUUCCAGCUGGGUUGAUGUGGGCAAACAAUGUUUCUCUUGAGCACAUCUGUGCUGUGCCACAUGGUGAAGAACAUAACAUAAUUUCCUGGCCUGCCUCAUUUCUCCUGUAUUAAAUCUAUUGCAUACCAGGUACAAGGCCUUUCAGUAAAAGGCCAAAUUCAAAUUUCAUUAAAGAGGUUUAUAAGACAGUUCAGCUCCAUCAGCUAUCAGCCAGUAAAGUGUCCUAAGAUCUUUUAGUGCCACCCACAUUUAGUGCAGCCUUGACUGACAUCUUGCUGGGCAUCCAUAAGGAAGCAGCUUUAAAGGGAGAGGGUGGAGGUGAGGUUUUGUGAUUUUAAGUGAGAAACUUUCUUUUAAAACAGUGUACAACACAAGUAAUGAGUGCACAUCACUAGCAAUACCCUGAUCACUGUGAGAGAUCCUAGAAUAAACUGCCCUUCCCAGACCUCUUUCUUGUUUCUCAGUGCUGUUCUUGCUAUUUGCUGACCAGAAGAAUUAUGCAACUGAAUUCCUUAGUGCCUCUACUGGUUUCCAACCACUCCCUCCACCCUCAACUUGUGGUUUUAAUACUUUAUUAUAGGUUUGUCAAAGCAAAGGAAUUAGUAGCAUCUUGAUAACAACCACUGAUGUAUAACAUAGCCUCAGGAGCCAUUCACCUUUAGAAGUAUCUUGGUCUAAGUUAUUGUUGCUGUUCAGGAGGUGAAUGUCCUCUAAGGGGAGCUGUUAGUUCACUCUUUAUUACGUGCCAACCACAGAAUAUGACUUUCUCCUUCUCUGGUUUGCUCUGUAUAAAGGUCUUACAGGGCUAUAAAGAUGGAUUUCAGCAAAGGAAUCCAAAACUUAUUGUUCAUUCAAGUAAAAGGAUUUGGUGUUUGUCCACCAUAUGUUUUUAAUGUAAAGCCUUUGCAAUGUUUUUUCAGUGGUGAAAAAAUGAGAAUUUACUCAAUUUUAACAGCUUAGCUGCUGGUCACUGAGUUCUUCUCAUGGGGUUCUACGUGAUAAAUGGCUUUAUUUAUUUCCUGUCUUUUUUGUAGGAUUUUUGUUCUGGGGUGUAGUUCAGAAGUAAAAUUGUAGUAUGAAUAACCAUCUUGGCAAUGCAGAUGAGAUGGGUAACAAUAAAUUCUUCCUUGAUUCACGAUGCUGUAUUCAAACCGCUGCUUUUAUAGCAGGACACUGUUGAAUUUGUAUAGAUCUUCUCUUGCAGCCUUAUUUAUAAUAAAGGAAUUCUUGUACAAAUUCUAA
Molecule: messenger RNA, 9633 nt
Organism: Coturnix japonica (Japanese quail)
Lineage: Eukaryota; Metazoa; Chordata; Aves; Galliformes; Phasianidae
Source: RefSeq, a predicted model, not a curated record